This is a messenger RNA of Debaryomyces hansenii CBS767, 804 nucleotides long. Its product is annotated as HpcH/HpaI aldolase family protein. Bases 1 to 804 code for a protein of 267 amino acids. The transcript has a single exon. NCBI's taxonomy places the organism in Eukaryota, Fungi, Ascomycota, Pichiomycetes, Serinales, Debaryomycetaceae. The record is from RefSeq and is a predicted model, not a curated record. Gene Ontology annotation, molecular function: aldehyde-lyase activity. Gene Ontology annotation, cellular component: cytoplasm.
AUGUGUAGCUUUAUUAAGAAUAAUCUUUUAGAAGCCAUUAAACAUGGAAAGAUAACGUUUACCUUAACUGUGAAAAUCUCGCGCACCUGUGAGAUUGUUCCGAUUGCAAAAACCUCUGGUUAUGAUGGCAUUUUCAUUGACGGAGAACAUUCCUCGUUAAAUUCCCAAAUAAUUAAUGAUUUAUGUAUCACAUCUUUAGGUUAUGGUAUCUCCCCAAUUGUUAGAGUUCCUGGUUGUGAUGCUGCGUUUAUUACGAAUGUUUUAGAUGGAGGCGCACAGGGUAUUGUUAUACCCCAUAUUAACACUAUUGAUGAUGUUGUGAAGUGUGUCAAGGCUUCUAAAUUUGCACCUUUAGGUGAAAGGUCUGUAUCUUCGGGGUUUCCAAACUUUCAGUUCAGCUCUGUUGGUUUUGAAGAUGCCUCCGAAAUAUUAAACGCAAAUACUCUAACAAUUCCAAUGAUUGAAACUAAAGAAGGGCUUAAGAAUAUAAAGAGUAUCGCAAAAAUUGAAGGGGUUGAUGCCAUUCUUAUUGGUUCUAGUGAUUUGACGUCAGAAUUAGGCAUACCUCUUGAUUUUAAAAACCCAAUUUACCUAGAUGCAUGUGAAAGGAUAAUUGAGGCAUGUAACCAAAAUAGUAUCAUGGUUGGAAUCGGAGGAAUUCAGAAUAAUCCUGAAAUAAUUUCUUUCUUCUGCACAAAAGGAGUUAGGUGGUUUUUAGGUGCACAGGACUCCUCUUGCUUGGCUAGUGAAUGCAAAAGACUGGGUCAGAUUCUCAGAAGUAUUACUUCUAAGUAUUUAUCAUAA